This is a messenger RNA of Heteronotia binoei (common prickly gecko), 2635 nucleotides long. RefSeq names its product thrombospondin type 1 domain containing 1 (gene THSD1). Gene Ontology annotation, cellular component: cell periphery. Bases 16 to 2601 code for a protein of 861 amino acids. The transcript has 4 exons. NCBI's taxonomy places the organism in Eukaryota, Metazoa, Chordata, Lepidosauria, Squamata, Gekkonidae. The record is from RefSeq and is a predicted model, not a curated record.
GACCUAGAAGGGGACAUGUGGAGGGAAAAGGGGCAGGGAGCCCAUGUGAUCAUCAGAAUGAGACAGGCACUGAAAGAGUUUUCCAAUCUUCUGCUGGUUGUGCUCUGCGAUCAUGUUCUGGGAGCAAUGGAAUAUCUUCUGCUCCAACAACCAGCUCAUGUAGCUUUAAGCAACAGUACCAUCUCACUUGAAUUCCACCAUUAUUACGAUGGAAAUGUGACACUGAAAAACAUGUCCAUCUUGCUGCUCGAAGCUGGCACCAACCAAACUGUUGCAGAAAAACAGCUCUCACAAAACCAAUACCAAGAUAUUGUGGUAUUUGAGUGUUACCAUUUUAAGAGUGUGGGGAGCCACUGGUUCAGAAUAGUCUCUGAGAUCAGCAACAGCACCAAUACCUGGUGGAAUGAAGAUAGUCUUCCUCUAAUUGUGAAGUGGCCUGAAUUUCAUAUCGAUCUACGGAGGACCUCAGAGAGACAUGGGAAUUCCCUUCAGCUUGGGCUGUUUACCAAUGAAUAUUUAUGUCCGAUUAAUAAGACAGUGAUUUAUCUGGAUGUAAUACUAACUAGCAGCUUGUAUGAUUUAGGAAAAUUGAUCUCAAAUGAGACAGUAGGCCUGAGAACUCGCAAAGAACUGUCUCUUUCUAGGUCUCAGUGGGUGACAGUUGACUGUCAUGUUGUUGAUCAGUUAGCAUACGUUGCAGCCUUACUGAAAUCAGCAAAGAAGCAUUCCAUCAUUGCUUCAGUGGGACCUGUGGAACUUGUGCACAGAUUUGGAUACAAGAUCAUUGUAACACAAGAAACAAUGUGUGAAUCUUCCAUUGUGGUUUCAGUCAUUCCUCCCCCAUGCACUUCUGCUGGGGGGCACAUUGCUGUAUUCAAGGAUCCGCUUGAACUUCCGAGUCAGAAAGCACCAACGAUACACGAAGAUAUCCUGAAGCCAGAUGACAACCAGAUAGAAUUCAAUUGUACUCUGUUUGACGAGGGAACAAAUAAAUACUGUUUUGAGUUUAGACGUCUGAGCCGGAUUGAUUUCCUACCGCAAGCAAAAGAAUGCGUGCUAAUUCUAAGGAAUAUUGGACACUGGAGUCUUUGGCAGGCCUGGAGUCCAUGUAGCGUGACCUGUGGGGAUGGUGUCCGUGAGCGUUAUCGUGAGUGCCUCGCAUCAUUCCCUGUCCUCCUAAAACAAGGUUGCAAUGGGAUGCAUCAGGAGAUUUCUCCGUGUUCUUUGGAGGAGUGCUAUACCACUAAAUUUACACCCACCAGUACUCUGCAACCUGAAGGAGGCCAGGGGAGUAGUGAUAAUCUGGUAACUAUUACUGGCAUAUCUCUGUGCCUGUCCAUCAUCUUUGCAACCAUCCUUAUCACUUUAUGGAGGAAGCUUUGUAAAGCCCAGAAAUGUAGCACCUCUGUGCGCUGUGACUCCACCCACUCACCCAGCUUUCGGAAGAAUUCUGAUGAGGAGAAUAUCUACCAAGGGAGACAGCAGCGAGAGAGCUUUUCUGAGGGAAGAAAAGACCCUUAUUCAGAAUCUCUUGAAAUACCCUUGAAUUUCAGGAGAAGCCAUCAUUUUAAUCAAGAAGAAGAACGAGGAGGAGAAGUGUCUGGUACUGAGAGCAUUCAGGCCAACGCUCAAAAACUAAUCCCCCCUAUUUUCAGCUAUCGCCUUGCCCAGCAGCAGUUGAAAGAAAUGAAGAAGAAGGGUCUCACAGAAACAACCAAGGUGUAUCACGUUUCCCCAAGCCCUCUGAGUGACACCAUGAGCACAGAAAACCAGGAGGCAGCAGCGACAGCAAACAAGUUUAGAAUCAAGUCUCCCUUUCUGGAGCAGCCACCCAACCAUCUCAACAUAUCUGGGGAAAGACCAUGUUCUAGGGGGGAUUUUCCACAGGCCAAUCCCAUCCUGAGUCCCAGCCAGUCCUUAAUUCAUCAACUAAGAUAUCAAAACAGAGGAGAGCAGCUAGGAUCAGGCUAUCCAAGAUGCUCACAGUUCCGACGAACAGCUAGUUUUCAUGAAAUGAGAAAAGCCAAGCCAUUCAGAAAGAGAAGCAUGUCUACCCUUCCACCACAUCGCACCCCACACUACCCUUGCCGAGCCAGAAAGUGGGACUGCGUUUCAGAAGAACAGUAUCAAGCUAAAUCUAAAGACAUCACUGAAAAUUUGGAAGCGUUCCACCUGUAUCAAAGCACUGCUAAUGAACCCCUGACCUAUGAGACACAGAUUCCCCAGACACUGGAACCUCUUGGGAAAAAGCCAGAUUUGGUCAUUAGUCCUCAACCUGCAUCCCAGGUAUUAUGUGUUGAAAGACUGGAGCAGAGGAGAAACAAAAAGCUCCCCCUUCAGAACCACAGGGAUAUUUGGAGGAAAGAAAUUCCCAUAUUGGCUGUCAGAGAGAAUCAACAGAGAGCAAAUACUCUUAGCCCUAUGCAGUAUAGAAAGAGCAAGUGCCAGAGCUUCCCAUCUGAUCCCAAAUACCACUUUUAUGACAACACUUCCUUUGGUCUCACUGAAUCAGAACUGCAAAUCACUGAUUUGCCUGGAUAUUUUGGCUCAAAUGAAGAUGGUGAGACAAGUACUCUAAGCAUUGAAAAACUGGUGCUCUGAAUGUCAUGCCUGUGACACAGAAGAAAAUGUGGGA